CCCGACUGCCAUUCUUCACAAUAGCCGGGCACAGGAGCCAUUCCAUCUCGACCAAGGGUUCCUUAUAAUUCGGCUCUUUUGUCUGCAUUGAGACUACCGACUUGGAUUCACAUCGACCUGAUGUCAAUAGAAAACACAUCUUGGACCAGAAGCUUAAUUAACAGUUCAGUCGUCUCGCCGUUUACUUUCCAGUCUUCGUUCUCUGGCCAAGCCCAUGUUCUUCCAGCAGCGUCCCGCAAUCCCCCGAGUCAAGCCCCCUCCACCAACCGAAGACCGCGCGACGAUUCUCAAGUAUGUCUGCUUCAGACGAAGCAAGCAGCCUUGGCGUCACCCACUGGGGCCUCAUCCACCCCGAUAACAAAUGGGAUACCAAAGGAUCACUCCUGCACGUCGGGCCGCGCCGCACCCACGGCGACAUGCGUCAGACCAAAGUGAGCCGCAUCGAUCACGCGACGCACCCGGCCGUCGCAGACACUUACGCCAUCCCGGGGGCCGUCAUCAGCCUCUCCGACGCCAAGCAG
Messenger RNA from Lasiosphaeria miniovina, 521 nucleotides. RefSeq lists its product as uncharacterized. The record is from RefSeq and is a predicted model, not a curated record. The transcript is spliced from 2 exons. Lineage: Eukaryota; Fungi; Ascomycota; Sordariomycetes; Sordariales; Lasiosphaeriaceae. Bases 121 to 435 code for a protein of 104 amino acids.